AUGGUUGAUCAAAUGCUUUCCGGAUCUAAUUGCGUGAGAUUCACUUUGUCAACACCAGAUUUGCAGGAAGUAAUACGAGAACUUGACUCUGUUAUGGAGCAAGUGGAGGAUAAGAAGAAGCUUCAAGAACUUGAUUAUGCUAUUGAACAAGUGAAGCUCGUGGAGAUGGAGGAUAACAUUCCAUCUAGUUCGAAUGUUGUCGUGGGAAUUGAUGCUGAUCUGAUGCUUCCAUCGAGUUCGAGUGUUGUUGUGGGAAUUGAUGCUGAUAUGAUGCAACUGAGGGAACGGCUGACCAGCAUGCAGACAAAGCUGGAGAUUAUCCCCAUCGUUGGUAUGGGUGGAGUAGGUGAAAUUGCUUAG
Messenger RNA from Salvia hispanica, 360 nucleotides. The record is from RefSeq and is a predicted model, not a curated record. Lineage: Eukaryota; Viridiplantae; Streptophyta; Magnoliopsida; Lamiales; Lamiaceae.